This is a messenger RNA of Tetranychus urticae (two-spotted spider mite), 2421 nucleotides long. RefSeq names its product serine protease 33. NCBI's taxonomy places the organism in Eukaryota, Metazoa, Arthropoda, Arachnida, Trombidiformes, Tetranychidae. Gene Ontology annotation, molecular function: protein binding; serine-type endopeptidase activity. Gene Ontology annotation, biological process: proteolysis. The record is from RefSeq and is a predicted model, not a curated record.
UAAUUAUGAUACUUAAAUGAAUAUAUUAACAAAUAAGUCUUAUAACGAUUCAAUCGCCCAAUCCAAACCAUUCAUUUUGAGUAUACCAAGCAAACCAAUCAUUUCACCAUCUCUAUGAUUCUUAUUCAAAAAGUAAAGGAACUCUACUCUUUGUUCCUACUGAUUAUUUGAUAGACCGACACAAAUUACGUUGUAAUAAAUUGUAAUUAAUUUUUCGCUUAUCCUUUACCAUUAGUUAAUUAAGGAAGGCUUUUGCAUCAGUGGAAAAAAUUCAAUAGAAAAAUAUAGUUGACUUACAAUUGCUGAUUUAAUCAAAUUAGACAACUAUUUCCAUUGCCUGGAAAAUCAAUCCAGCACAAGCCUGAUCUCAACAGUUUUUGAUAGCAAUCACAUAUAUUCCUUUUAUGCAUCCAGAUGAUAACUUAUUAUUCUUAUCGAUUGUGGUAAUUCAACCUGGAUUUUAUGGAAAAUAAAUGAAUGAUUAAAACCUUUUGUGUUUAAUCAAAAAAUUGAAUCCAAUUGAGAUUUUACUUUACAAGGCAACAUAGAACCAUAUUGAUUGAUACGAUUUGUCGUUGUGUUACAAUUAUAAAUGUUCAUAGUGAAACAAUAAACUGGCUCAUUGGUGAUGAUUAAGUGAAUUAUUAUUACUAUACUAAAAAAUUCUUCUAAUCAAACCUAAUUCAUUUCAAUCCUGUGAUAAUCAAAAACAUUGUCUUUUCUCAAUGAAAAUUGAAACAAUUUCCCCAACAAUUUUAUCGGCAGCAAUAGUAUCAAUAUUUUGUGUCUAUCGAUCUGCUCAAUAUUGUGUCACAUUUGAUUUUGAUGAUCCAACAUCCAGAGAUAAUUUUAAAUCUUUGAAAUCAACAAUAUUUCAAUUGGAUAACAAUUCAACGGUAAACAUUAUCAGUCCAGGGUAUCAUAUAUUUGAACAUUAUCCAGACGAUAUCCUCUGUUCGUGGAUAUUGAUCGCUCCGACCGGUUCUCUUAUAAAAGCCAUUUAUCAAGAUUUUAACUUGGAAGUCAGUUUCCAUUGUGCUUUGGACUCACUAUGGAUAUUUGAUGGAAAAACAAUAGACAAUUCAACCGAUUACCAACCUGAUUACCAAUUUUGUGGUUCACUUUUACCAGAAGACCAGAUAUUUGCUUCAUCCUAUGUUAACCUCAUCUUUGUGACCGACUCACAACGUAAUUUUCGGGGUUUCAAUAUAUCUUUCCAAGCAGUUGAUCCAAUAAACGCUGCCAUCCAUGAAUGUGACUUUUCCACUCAAUUUUUAUGUCAAAAUGGUAAUUGUCUCAACAUUUCCUUGAUCUGUAAUGGAGUUGAUGAUUGUUACGAUGGUUCCGAUGAACAGCCAUGCUAUCCUAAUAGAGAUAAAGACGAUGAUAAUAAGGAUAACAGGAAAUUAAUUUGUCCUUCUCAAUCAAAAGGAAGACUCUCAAUUAUCGGCGGAACAGCGUCACUUCCAGAUGAAUGGCCAUGGCAAGUAUCUUUAAGGAAAAGGUCCCAUAAUCACCAUUGGAAUCACAUUUGUGGAGCCGUUUUAAUUGACUAUUCAAUUGUUUUAACAGCAGCCCAUUGUUUUCAAAGUGAAACUCUCGAUAUAACCAAAUAUUCAUUGGCUUUUGGACAAUACCGAUUAGAUCCCGAUUCAAGUGAAACCAAUUUAACCGUAAGAUAUUUACGAAAAGUAACAAUUCAUCAUGAUUACCAACUGAAUGGAGUAAAUGGUAAAGAAGAUGAUAUUGCAAUCAUUCACUUGAGUUAUCCAGUUAAAAAUUUGCCCAAUAUUAAACCAGUUUGCAUUUAUAAUUGGACAAGAUUUGAUGAUUUACCCAAAUUUGGUUUUGUCACUGGCUGGGGUCAAGGUAACAGUGAUAUAAUUAAUAUCUUAUCCGAGGUUAGUUUACAAUUGAUAUCUGGUUCAGAUUGUUUCCACUAUUAUGGAAAUGAAUUUUUCAUUGAUACUGAUAAAAUCAUUUGUGCGGGUCGUAAAGAAGGCCACAAAGAUUCUUGUAAGGGUGAUUCUGGUGGUCCUUUGGUUGUUAAUAAACAUGGUGUUUGGUCCUUAAUUGCUCUUGUAUCCAGUGGGGUUGGUUGCGGAUUGCCAAAUAAGCCAGGAAUUUACACCAACAUCGGCUAUUAUAUUGGUUGGAUUAAUGAGACAAUCAGGAGUAUCGAUGGACGUUGAAUUGCAACCAUCCUUCAAUGAAGAAACAAUGCUUAUUUUUGGGCUAAUCUAAUUAUCUACCAUUCAAUGGAUAUAAACUGCUCAUCGUCGUAUUAACGCAUUAAUGUCAAAUCAAUCAAAAUCAUGAUCCAGUUCUUGAAAUUUCCAUCAAAUUGAUCGGCUACAAUCACAAUAUAAAUUGUUACUGAAACAAUAAAAUAAAAUAAAAGAGAAAAUUAUUUUUCAAUAA